CUCGGCUGUUUCCGGCCGCCCCGCUCCGGCCCCGCUCGGCUGUUUCCGGCCGCCCGCCGAGCCGUGCCCAUGUCGGACGCGCUCUCCGCCGCCGCCGGCUGCCGCUCCGAGCCCCCGGGCGGCGACACCGCGCCCCGGGGCCCCGCAGAAAAUGAAGACUCAGCCCAAAGGACAGAGCCUGCAGAUCAGCUAGUUGAUUCUUUGGAGUCCAGUACUUCGCAGAGCGGGUCACAGCCUGGGGCAUACCUGAGGGCAGACUCAACAGAGCAUUCAAAGGAAGAAAUUGGCACUCUGAGGGACCAGAAAGUGGCUGUAGUAGAAGAGAAGCUGCCUGACCAAAUCCAGUCUCUCAAAAAGGAAGCUGUUCGAUUAACCAACUACCAUGUACCUCAGGGAGUAGGGGAUAUAGUCAUGAUUCAGUCAGACCACACUGGUGCUGUGGAUAUCCUUUCAGCUGAGCUAGAGACUGCAGACCUCCUUGGGGAGCAGAGAAAAGCUCAACCUCCACCUCUGGCUGCACCCACCAUGUGGACCACUGAGAAGAUGAAGGAAUUCAAAGCCAAGAUGGGAAAGGAGAAGAAUGGCCGGAUGGUGGUGAAGCGAGGCGAGGUGGUGACAGUGCGUGUGCCAACCCAUCCUGAUGGGAAAUGCAUUUGCUGGGAGUUUGCUACGGAUGACUACGACAUUGGGUUUGGAGUCUAUUUUGACUGGACCACAGUUACUAGCACUGCCAUUACUGUUCAGGUCAGUGAAUCCAGUGAUGAGGAGGAUGAAGAGGAGGAUGAGGAACUUGAAGGACUGUCCCCUGUAGGUGAUGUGGAACGGGGUUCCAAAAGCUACCUGCGGAACCGCUAUGGAGAGAUCCUGCCUGUGUACCGCAGGAACAGCCAUCGGGAGGUACAGGCAGGCAGCCACGAGUACCCGGGCGAGGGCAUCUACCUGCUCAAGUUUGAUAACUCGUACUCUCUGCUCCGCAACAAGACUCUGUUCUUUCACAUCUACUACACUAGCUGAAGAAGAGGGGAGGGGCAAGGAUGGCAGGCAGGUAAUGGUGAGGGUAGCAGGCUGCCACCCAGCCCUGGUACUGCCUGACGGGCACUGCUGUGUGACAGAACCAGGCGCAAUUCUGCCAGCUCUUCUUUGGACAUGAACUGGUUUCUUCCUGCACCCUUCUUCCCCACUGUCUCAGGGGAGAAAGGUAGUUGUGACUGCCUGGUUGUUCCCAGACAGCUGCUCUUUCUCUAAAACUUUGGGAGGUCUGCUCCAUGCAGGCAUUGGGCUGGGCCUUCAAGUCAUAGCUGGCAAUUGCUCAGAAGUCACAUUCAGGUGGUUGUGGUUCUGAUCUGUUGUGCUGGUACAAAAUGAAGUGAAAAUAAUGUUACUAUUUUGUGAAUAACUUUUCCAACUCUCCUGCUGCAUCUGCAUCACUAGAGGGCAGCUGUUAGCUUCAGUGAGCCAGAAGCACAGCUGGCCCAUCACCUACCAUCGCUACAGUCACCAGCAGUCAGUGCUUCCUUCACUCACACGAGUGGUGGGGAGUGCUGCUGGCCAGCAGCAGCCCAUGCUGCAGUGGCUUGGCAGUGCUACAGCUUGUCAAUGCAGUUUGUCAGCUGCUAUUGCUGUUGCAAAGGUAUUUUUGGGAAGUUCCUUGGCAUGUUUUGGUGACUAGUGAUGGUAUUAGUUAUCACCUUCUGCUUAAGCAGUGGCUGAGUUGAACAAGGAGAAGUUAAUCCAUCAGAGAUGAAUUUUAAGACAUGUUUAUUUGUAACUGUUGUUUAUUUUAAUACUUUUAACUUCGUUCUCUUUUCUAAGAAUACUGCUGUAUUUACAUUUUGAUACCUCUUUGCAGAGACACAAAAUGAUUUUUCCAUGGUGAUACUAGAAAAGUUCUGAGUUUUAUUUUUAAAUCAUCCAGGUAAAGCGCCUCUACUUGGUCCAUUCCUUCUAUUGACAGGAAAUGACGGACAGAAUUAUUUGGGGUAGCUAAAGCCAAAGAUUUUGCUCUCAUAGAAGGGCUGCAUAUUUCCUACUAAGGGUAUAUUGUAAUGCUGUACAAUUUGCUCUAUAUUCAAGCUUACUUUUAGCUAUCUCUGCUUACUGAUUCACUGCUCCAGAGCACUUAGUAGGCCAAAAUGGUAAGAGAGGAAGCAGUCAGUCUACAACAGAGCAGCCCAAGCUGGGAGCAGGAGGAGUGGAUUGGAAGAGCACUGCUUGGAGCACAGUGGCUUUCUGGAGGAGUCGGCAAGGAGCAGAGUUGUUGCUGCUUUGGGCCCUGAGAAGGGGAGAAAACAGUCACCUUUCUCAAAAGAGAGUGUGUCCAUCAGGGUUGGGGGGAACUGCAAAGCUGUUUUAUUCAAGCAGGUCGAGCACAGGGAGACAGAACAGUAGGGCUUGGUAUCUGUCAGAGCAAGAUGCUCUCUCAGUUAGCAGCUUGGAGAGGGCUGUUCCUUCCUUUAACCUGUCAUGGAUGAAAUGAAGAACCAUACUGUGGCCUUUCUACAGCACUUGAAUCAGGCCUGAGAAAUUUAGUUAAGGUGUUUGGGUUUUUUCUUCCUUUGGAAAAAAACCCACUUGAUCACCUAUCAAGUCCCUAGAUAUUGCUGAUAGAGUGACACACUUCACUUCUAACAGAGAAAUAAUAGUAGCUGAUAUAAAACACCAAUUUUACAACAUUUCAUAGUUGGUGUGUUGUGUAUAGACUAGGGAAUGAGAGGCUGGAGAGCAGCAGUGCAGAAAGGGACCAGAGGAUCCUGGUUGAUGGGAAGUUGAACAUGAGCCAGGCAGUGCCCUGGCAGCCAGGGUUGCAUCAGGCACAGCAUUGCUAGCCAGGCAAGGGAGGGGAUUGUCCUGCUCUGAACUGCACUGAGGCAGCCUCACCUCCAGUGCUGGGGCAGUUUUCAGCACCACAAUAUAAAAAAGACAUUAAGCCAUUAAAGACCAUCCAAAGGAGGGCCACGAGGAUGGUGAUGAGUCUGGAGGAGAAGCCAUGUGAGGAGUGGCUGAGGUCACUUGGUCUGUUCAGGCUGGAGAAGAAGAGACUGAAGGGAAACCUCAUUGCAGUUAUAACUUCCUCACAAGGGGCAGGCACUGAUCUUUUCAAUCUUGUGACCAGUGACAGGACUCAAGGAAAUGGCCUGAAGCUGAGUCACAGGAGGUUUAGGUUGGGUAUAAGGGAAAAGUUUUUCACCCAGAUGGUGGUUGAGCACUGGAACAGGCUCCCCAGGGACGUGAUCACAGCACCAAGCCUGACAGAGUUCAAGGAGUGUUUGGACAACGCUCUCAGGCACCUGCUCUGAUUGUUGGGGUGUCCUGAGACAGGAGCUGGACUCAAUGAUCAUGAUGGGCCUCUUCCAACUCAACAUAUUCUAUGAUUCUAUGAAUCUUUUGUACUGAGUCACUGGAAAACACCUUAAAACCAUUUAUGAUCACACAGAAAACACUAUGGGCCAAUGCCAGAAGAAAAGCUGCACAUAAAAUACAGAAGUUGGUCAUGUCCCAAAGCAGUAAGAUCAGCCACAUACAUGUGUGGUCAAUGCCAAGGUUCUUUAGGCUGUUCUGCAGUCUCUGGGAAACUUGGUGGUGUUGAAACUCAGUGGUGAAGUUCUGCAGGACUGUUGAAGGAAAUAAAAAAUAGGAAUUACAUUUUUCUUAGAGGUUUCACUAGGUUGUUCCUUGAAUUAUUUUUUUACAUUGUUAAUUUGGAAAAAAUACUUUUGUUCAUCACUCAGUGCUUGUCAAGGAAGUGUUUUUGUAAAAGGGGGUACAAGCUUAAGUCAAUCUGUGAACUCCAAAUUGUCCAAAUUCCAAGUUUAUGGAAUUUCACUUAAAUCCAUUACCUAAAGACUGCAUCAGGUAGAAUCUUACAGUAGAGGAUUAGAUUAAUAAUUUUCUUCAAACAGAUGAUGUAGGAAGUAAAAGAUACCAACAACAGGGAAAUGGCAAAUUUAUUUAGUAAAUGCUUUAACAAGACAAGCCAGUCUCUGAAAAUAAAGUCAGUGCUGGAAUUAACUGUCCCAAAUUGUCAGGAAAUGUGACUAUACUUCUUUUCCAGCUUCAGUGGUUCUUACAAGAAAGAGGGAAAAGGGUCUGUAUCAUUACAAAUUAUGGUCUAUCCAUCGGAUACAAACUAUAAUUCAUAUAUCCAUCUGAUACACACAGUAAUUCACAUUCAGACAGAAAUUUCAGAAAUUCUCAAAAAUCUCCAGACACUUCAUGCCUUUGGACUCAAAAAAGUGUUCAAAUAACUGGUUUUAAGAAAUGAGAUUUUUUUUUCAUGGGCUGUUUUAUAAAAUAAAUGAACAUUUCAUUAAAAGUUUAUUGAAACUAUCAUUGCUAAUAAAAUCUGAAUUAUUGAAGCCUCUAGAAACACUCUAAACACAGUAACAGUUUCAUUAUAUUUUGCACAAAUACUCAUACCCAUAUGGUAAAGUAAUUCCUUAAAAAGCUGAUAACCAAAUCCAGCAGUAGCAGUUCGGUAUUAUAAAGACACUUCUGCAGCUCUGGCCACCUGAGUUACUCAUCACAUUCUGCAAUUUACAGUAUUCUUUCAUGACAGCUUCUGCUUUAAAGGAUAGUUGAGUUAAAAAAGCAAAUCGCAAGCAAAUACAUUAGGGGAUUUUACUCCCCUACCCUUUUAAAGUAUUGGUUUGUGAAUAAUGAAAGUUAUUGAUUAAAAAUGUGACAAAGAGAUUCAUGAAGCAUUGAUCAGAUAGCAGGCAUCAGUCAUGUCAGUCAGCUCACACACAUACGGUACAAAAUGGACAGACAAGGCCUGUAAAGCAGGGCUGUGCCAGGAGCAUCAGAAAUGAUCAUGGCAUGGCUGCAACGUGUGACUCCUGCAGUACUCAGGGAGUGCAGAACGCCUGUGCCUCCUGAAGCACUGCAGGCAGCAGUAACUGGAGCAUGCCCAGUUCUCCCCACAAGUUCUAAAGGCUCUUAUCCUGCACUCAGGUCAGUGCUGUGAUCCAGGUGUAACCCAUCUCCUGCACACACGGCAACACAGGUACAGCACCCCAGCACGUGUAACCUGUCUCCCACACAACCCUGCAGGUACAGCAACCUGGUCUAGUUGAAGGUGUCACUGCCCAUGGGAAAGCAGUUGGAACUCAAUGAUAUCCAAGAUCCUUUUCCAAUCCAAACCAUUCUAUGAUUUUAUGAGUAAAUGUGACAAUAGUUUAACAAGAUAUGAUGGCAAUGCAUAUUUAACUAUAUUGCAUAGAGGACAGGGUCAGACAAAACUGUCAGGGAGACCCUCUGCUGAGUUGUGAGGUUCAGAAAGGAUCCCCUUAUUUUUUAAACUCCUUUUUUGAGGGGAAUUUAGGUGUGUCUGGGUCCAGCCUUAGUCCCAGACUUGGCUGGUAGUUUACAUCUUAAGGAUUAUGUGCACAGUCAAUCCUGUAUCUCACUUAGCUGAGAUUUCAAAGUUUUGUAUGCUGUUAAGUACUUUGUGAGAACUUCUGAGCAAGGAAUCUCUCAGCCUCAAGAGUUAACCCUAAGAAGCAUCCCUAAUUGAGUGGAGAUCCUGGGGCACAGCCGAGUGCCAUGCAGGAGAGGGUAACAGGCCCUGGGCUGUCCACUCGAGUAAAAUGAUUGACUUACUGUCAUAUUUCCAUACAGCCUGUAUUUUGGGUUUCCUUGUGCCCAACUGACCCUAAGCUGUUGAACAAGACUUUUGGCCUUUAACCAUUGUGUUCUUAUCUGUCUUCUCAGAGUCAAGCUUAAGCCAGAUACAGUCCUCCCACCCACCACUGGUGGCUGGCUAUUGCUCAAGCAGAAGUGGGAGGGGAGAGCACACUGUCACCAGAGGCACUAAACAGAAGAAGGUGGAAUAGACCCUUCAGUCUGACCACAAUGUCAGCAUUGCCCCACUCAGUGAUUGCUGUUGGUCCUUGGCUGUGAGAUCUGCAGAAUCCUCUCUGUGUGUGCUGGUUAACACAUGAUGUGCUAUUUGGCACGUACUUCACUUUCUAGUUAGGAUUUAUUUAUCUUGAAGGGAAUUCUGACCUGUAUAUACAUGAGAUAUUCCAGAAUUACUGAUCCUCAGCUGCACAGUUUGUUGCAUGGUAGUGGGUUAUCUCAAUUUAAAACUAUACAGUGGUUUUGAUCACAAAACCUGCCUUACAAUCAGUUUUGAUCACUUGCUAAGACAUAGAUAGUAUGUCCCAGUUUUCAAGCCAUUAGUUAAUGGUUUUUGUUAAGAUAAAUGGCACUGUAGAUGGCAAACCUAUUGUUCAGUUCUUGCUUUCUGAAGUGUGGACCAAUCUUUAAUAAGGCUUGGAUCACUCUUUUGGGACUGUGCCCAUCUACCUGGUCCCAUUGACGUAAGCCCAAAAACAGCAUUGAAUGGGGAAUGUCAUUGCAAAGAGGAUGUGCCCAGCCUGCAAAUGCAGCCUGCCCACAGACAGGCCUGCUGCAGUGGAACUGAAAGUAUUUGGUGUGUGUUAUUUCACUGCUUGAGUUUCCCAAAAGUAUCUGGUAUCCUUUAUGAACACAAGAUAGUUUUAGGAAUAUUUAAUCUUCAGGAAAGCUUCACUGUUGUACAGGAUAAUUCUUCUUUUUGUUUAUUUUCUUAUAUUUCCACAUUAUACAAGUAUGUUGUUUCUCAGGUAUUCGACUAGCAUUAUCAAAGUGACAACUUCUUUUUGGAAGGAUACAGUUUUAAUUAGUUUUCUGAUAAAUCAAAUAGCUUGGCUAUGUGUCUAGUAAUUAACAGCAGCCAUUCCUGUUCAAUAUCAAAUCCAUAGUUUUGUCAAAGAAAUAAUCUUAUUUCACAUGUGUAAUUUUUUCAGUUUGUAAUAUUUCCUGGAUUUGUAUUCAAUCUUGCUAGCUGGCUUAGGCAGUUAUGGAAACCCUUCCUAUUUAAAUAGAGAUUUUUUGAAUUAGACCUUGGGUCAAGAAAGAAAAAUAAAGUUUAAAUGCAGUUGCACUUCAGAGAGGGAAAUUAAUCCUCAGGAAAGCAAUUUUUUUUUGUUUCUAUGGAAGGAAGAUUUCAAAUAGGUUUUUAAUAUAUUUUUUCUUUCCCUCUAAAUUGUCUCUAGAAAUCAGAAACCUAAAUCAAGGAAGAAGCUUCUUUUGCAUUUUGGGUUUGCCUUUGUGAAAGCACAAAAUUGUUUCCCAUUUUGUUUUGAAUAUAAUUUAGAUCUAAAUAAAAUUUACAUGUUCAGUCAGAGAUAUAUCCUGUAGCAAAGGACUUGUAUAAAAAUUACCCUGUGUAUGUGUUUAGUUACAAUAAUGGUACUAAUCUGUUGGACAUUUUUUAUGUCAGAGAAGGUAGUAAGCUUUCCAUUGUUUCCUCUUUUUUUGCUUUAGGUGUAAUGUAGCAGCAGAAGUUAAAAAUGUAUGUGUUUUAUUGAGAACAGAGACUUAAAAUUGCUUAAAUCAAGGACCACUGCUGGUACUGCUUACAGUUACUCAGACCCUUUGGAAGCCUGUAAUACAUGUUCUCAGGAAAGGUUACUGGUGGCAGACACAGGCUUGUAGCAAAUUUAUGCUCGGGACCCAUUUAAUAUGCACAAACAGGUAAGAUGAAAAUGUGUUAAGAGGAAGAGCUUAGUUACCUGACUUCAGGUGCUAGGAAAGUCAAGUUACUACACACUGAGUCUAGAAGGCAGCCACAUGCCUUUCUUUGUGGCUCUACCUGUCAGCUUAUCUCCUUGUACCUGUGUGUGCAUGUAACCUCCACCUAUGGCCUGCAGUGGGACAGUUACUGUGGAGCUGGACCUGGUGAGGUGAAUUUGAGGUAAACCUUAUUACAGGUCUAGCUACUGAAAUAUUUUAUUGUUCUUUUGGGGAAUUAGGGUAGAGAAUGAAUCCCUAAAUGAGUUCAUUUUCAUCCCCACUGCUUAUACUCUUCCUUCUUGUUUCACUACCUGUGUUAAAGCCACUCUACAGAGAAUUUAUCACAAGGUGCCUUAGGAACAAACAGCAAGUCUGAAAUGAGAACCAUAGGUGUCAUUAACACAAGAGAUUUCUUCUUAUUUCUUGCCCAUUUAGGUAGGGGGUGGUACUUGCCAAGGUCAGGCAGGGAGGGCCUCUCUAGGCUGUUCCUGAAGAUCUGAUCUGUUCAUAGACCACCUUGUUGCUGUAAAAUGAGUAGUACAAUGGUAUUUGAAUUUCCUGGUGCCAUACAUUCUUUGCCUUCAUAUGCUGCUGUCAGAUGUCUAGGAACACCAGAGGACUACUCCUUUUGAUAUGCCGAUACUAAACCCAAGGACCAGAGGAACACUAGAUAGACAUAGAAAAGUGUUUCUUAUGGCCAUUCAUAAUUUUCUCUAAAAAGAGUGUUGAAAUCCAGAGUUGUGAGUGGUGUGUGUUAAUGCAUAUUGAGGGUGGAUGAGAGACCAAAGUACCAAGUUUUUUGCUUAGUUUUUUUUUUUUAUAUAUCUACAAGUGUAAAAGAAAAACUAUUUCUGCUUUUCUCAUAUCUGGGAAAAUAUUGGAUGUGAAAAGAUCAUGUAGAUGAAUGAGAACUUCACAACUGGCAGAAUGAAAAACUGGGAACUGAUUGUGUUAAAUACAUUGCUAAUUAGACUGUGAAAGACAGAAGUUUAGCAGGAGUCAAAGUGCUAAGGCAUUUAUCUAAAGAAGUUGAUCUGCAGUAAAUACCAAUUAAAUAAAGGUAAAAAAGGUACAUAAAAUAGCAGAGUUCAAAUGUAUAUUACAAGGAGGAGAGUGUUCUGGGGGGAUAGUCCACAUUUGCCUGGAGAGAGUCUCUGGCUACUUAUUCCAAAACUGUGGUGAUGUUGCAGCUGAAGGUGCAUCAGGCCAGGUGGAUGGUGGAUCUGAGUCACCUUGGCUUUUCUGGGUUCCAUUCUGGAUUUUACAUGUUGCUUUCUCAGAAUCAUCAUACAUUAAAUGUAGCCUUUACUGGGAAGGGAGAGAGGAAGGAUUUUCUGAUCCAUCAGUGAGGGUUAUCUGUUUUAAACCCAUCUGGACUGGUGAGUCAAGUCCCUUGGGCAAGAAGCAGGAUGCCAGCCACAAAAUUCAGAGCUAAGGAGACCUUGCCAAGUAAUGACCUUGACAUUUAGGAGCCAUGUUUGGAAAUGAUAAAUAGCUGGAGAUAGCUUCCCUGCAACCUCCAAGAUGCCCUGGGAACAGUUCUCCUCAGAGGGAAGCAAGCUGCUUUCCACUCACAGCUCCAAGCCAUUAGCACAUGCUUUCAAUGGGGAGCACCUUGUAGCUGGUCAUACCUUUUUCAGAGCUAUGUUCUUGUGAACUGUGAUGGUUGUUUGUCAGUCCUUACCUAUGUGAUGUGAAUAUUUUUGAUGCCCUGUGAUUUCAAAAUUGAGUUCUUGGUGCCAAAUGUUUGCUUUCCAUGUUCUCACCACGAGGUGAGUUUUAAAUAGAGAAGAGAAUAUUUUAACAAAAUGUGUCACUGAACUCUUUCUGAAGGGCACGUAUGAAGGCUAUAUUUAUAGUGUGCUUGCAUUCCUUCUACAAUUGGUUUGUAUUGUUUAUAUUUGAUGUGUUGUGGUUGAUUUGUAAUAAUCUAUUGGAAUUUACUCCCUUUAAAUAAACUUUUCACUAUGCAACCAA
This is a messenger RNA of Taeniopygia guttata (zebra finch), 9534 nucleotides long. It is a transcript of the gene TMED8, whose product is annotated as transmembrane p24 trafficking protein family member 8. The record is from RefSeq and is a predicted model, not a curated record. NCBI's taxonomy places the organism in Eukaryota, Metazoa, Chordata, Aves, Passeriformes, Estrildidae.